This is a messenger RNA of Suncus etruscus (white-toothed pygmy shrew), 942 nucleotides long. RefSeq names its product olfactory receptor 52B4-like. Lineage: Eukaryota; Metazoa; Chordata; Mammalia; Eulipotyphla; Soricidae. Gene Ontology annotation, biological process: G protein-coupled receptor signaling pathway. Gene Ontology annotation, molecular function: G protein-coupled receptor activity; olfactory receptor activity. The record is from RefSeq and is a predicted model, not a curated record. Gene Ontology annotation, cellular component: membrane.
AUGACAUCCUUAAACCACACUAGUGUUAGCUACACUGUCUUCCGUUUGCUGGGCAUCCCAGGGCUUGAGGAUCAACACAUGUGGAUUUCCAUCCCCUUCUUCAUAUCCUAUGUCACUGCUCUCCUUGGGAACAGUCUGCUCAUCUUUGUUAUCCUCUCAAGACGCACUCUACAUGAACCCAUGUACCUCUUUCUCUGCAUGCUAUCUGGAGCUGACGUUGUUCUCGCCACAUGCACAGUACCACAGGCCUUGGCCAUCUUCUGGUUCCAUGCUGGAGAACUCUCCCUCAAUCGCUGCAUCACUCAACUCUUCUUCAUCCAUUCCACCUUCACUGAGUCAGGAAUCUUGCUGGUAAUGGCCUUUGACCGCUACAUUGCCAUCUGCUACCCACUGAGAUACACCACAAUUCUGACACACACACUGAUUGGAAAAAUUGGUAUGUCCAUCUUUCUGAGAAGUUAUGGUACUAUUUUCCCCAUAAUAUUUCUUCUGAAAAGACUGACCUUUUGCAAAAGUAACAUCAUUCCACACACUGCUUGUGAGCAUAUUGCUUUGGCCCGAUAUGCCUGUAAUGACAUUCGAGUAAACAUCUGGUAUGGUUUUUUUGUCAUAUUGUCAACAGUGACAUUAGAUGUCAUGCUAAUUUUUGUUUCAUAUAUGCUUAUUCUUCAUGCUGUCUUCCACAUCCCAUCCCGAGAUGCUCGCCACAAAGCUCUCAACACAUGUGGCUCCCAUGUCUGUGUUAUCGUCCUCUUUUAUGGGCCUGGGAUUUUCUCAGUCCUCACUGAGAGAUUUGGACGCCACAUCCCACCCCAUAUCCAUGUACUGCUAGCAAGUGUCUGUAUUCUGGCUCCACCUAUGUUGAAUCCCAUUAUUUAUGGGAUCAAGACCAAACAAAUCCGGGAUCAAGUAACUCAUAUCUUAUUCUCAAAAAAGAAAUAA